Molecule: messenger RNA, 3097 nt
Organism: Haliotis rubra (blacklip abalone)
Lineage: Eukaryota; Metazoa; Mollusca; Gastropoda; Lepetellida; Haliotidae
Product: insulin-like growth factor-binding protein complex acid labile subunit
Exons: 5
Coding region: 299-2650 (783 amino acids)
Biological process (GO): immune response; toll-like receptor signaling pathway
Cellular component (GO): membrane
Molecular function (GO): transmembrane signaling receptor activity; protein binding
Source: RefSeq, a predicted model, not a curated record
GUCCACAGCGGUUCUGAAGGUGCUAAAAGCACGCAAGUGUAUAUUUUGCAUUGAACCUGUCAAUCCUGGGGAUUACGCAAUGUCAUCAAUUUGCACACAGUUCACCGUACAACGGGUGGAACUUUCGGAACCUGAAAGUCGCGUGACUCAAGACCGAAAGACGGAAGUUUCUCAGGGACUAAUUGACUUGAGUGACGAAGACCGAGCAUAAUGCCACACUACCACAGAGCCAUAUAGCCAAACAGUAUACUGGUCCAUGUAAAUAAAACCUGUCGGAACUACUUGGGAAUACUUCAUUAUGGAAGCUCUGAUUGGAAUUCUUAUGAUGGUUGCAGUGAGGAUCUCCAUAUUCAACGCUCACAUCUGUACCUUCCGUGAUCAACAUGACGGACUGUUUGUUGACUGUAGAGGGAGACAACUCCAGGAUAUUCCUGAUGACCUCCCAAUGAACAUGACCUUUCUUGACAUCAGUGAGAAUCGGAUAACUGCUGUGAGAAACAGGACUUUUCAACACUUUAGCUAUCUUAGGUAUAUAAACCUGAACAAUAAUUCGCUUACCACGAUGGAACUUGAUGCCUUCGUUGGCGUACUCAGCCUGACUACUCUCCUUCUUGCUAGCAACAAAUUCUCAAAUCAAAGUGACUCUUUCCCUGAAGGACUUUUCCGUGACCUCGGCAACUUGCAUACGCUCAAUCUACAGAAUAACAAGAUGACUAAAUAUCCAGAUUUGGUGUUAACUCCCCUCACCGAACUCCACAACCUGUCCAUAGACCCUGUUCGAGAUGCUGAAUUUGGACCUGGAUUCUCCAAACUGACAAAUCUUAAGGUUCUCAACAUGGACAAUGGCCACUGUUCUUUAGAAACAUUAACAAAUGAAACAUUCCGAGCUUUAAAUGGAACAAAACUCGAGGUACUCCUUCUAAAUCAUUGUCAUCAUUUAACCUCUUGUCAGGCUGGUGUUCUUGAGCCUUUGUCCCACCUAGGACAUCUGGAACUAUCCAACAAUCGAAUCGGUAUCCAUAAGGUUUUACGUCUUCUUUAUCCCUUUGUUGGAAGGAACAUGACAAGAAUAUGGUUGAACAACACAUUUAAACCCAUAGUUCGCUUGAAGGAAGAUCUGGAAGAUCGCAUGAUUACAGAAAAUAGAACACGCUUUUUGGUUCAGAGAUGUGUUUUUUUAGAGUUGUCCUUAAAGGGUAACCGGAUACGUUUAAUUGAAGCAGGUUCUAUCAACAAGUCCCCAAUUCGUGAAUGUUUGGAAAUAAUCGAUCUCUCACAAAACAGUCUUAUUGGAGAUGUCAGUUUCGUGUUAUUUCUUGCCAUUUUCUCAAAACUGAGAUAUGUCAAGCAAGCCAUCAACACCAUGUACACGAUGGAACUGAAAGCAGAUGGGAACAGGCAGAAGGGAAAACACCGAAAAUCUUCACACGUUGCUUUUGGAUACAACCAGCAACAUGAUAUUGUUCGUAUAAACGGGUUGGAAAAUGUAAGUCGUGUUGACUUAUCUGGAAACAAACUUGGCAGUGUCACUGACGACUUUUUAAAGUCAUUUUCAAACGUCAAAUCAUUAUCUUUGAAAGAUUGCAACCUACAAUUUGCUAACGAUGUGCUAAGAGCUCGGAAUAUAUUUGAUGCCCUCAAACUGAUGGAAUGUUUGGAUCUUUCAUUAAAUGACCUUCAGUUAUUUCCAUUCAUCCUAAAUCAAAAUAGAAUCAUUCAUCUCAUUCUAUCGCAAAACAAAUUUGACACAAUUCCCAUUGUGACAGAGAAUUUUCCAAGCCUUAUUCUUCUGAACAUGUCAUUUAAUACGAUAGGGCAUUUGGACAGGUUUACACGAUCUGACUUGGAUACCUCGGCUGCAAGGAACAGUCUGAAAGUCGCAUUUGUUGGCAACAUCUUUUCCUGUGGUUGUGACACUCUGGACUUUAUACUGUGGCUGAUGGACUCACCAGUAGUCUAUGAGUCUGACAAGAAUUUCCCUUGUAUUCAGGACAAUGGACAAAUGACAGGAACUGCUGAGGUUGCUGUUGAAUACAUGCGCAUAUAUCGUUAUUGUACUGGCAAAUGGAUCCUCACCCUCACAGUCACAUGUUUGGCUCUCUUUUUGACGUCGACCUUAACAAUAUACCUUAUUUCCAAGAACCCAACCAGAUUAAAAAAUAUUAUCAUGGGAACGCUAGGAUUUGGGGUCAAGUAUCUUACUCAAAAAGAUUUUUCUUUCAAGCUCUACAUCGGAUAUUGUGAAGCUGACAUUGCAUUUGUCUAUCGGAGACUUCGGCCUGCAUUAGAGCAGUGUGAACACCCUGUGCGUCUCUUCCUUAAAGAUCGGGAAGUACUUCCGGGUCAUGACAUUGCUGACGGAAUUAUAGAAGGUAUCAAUAAGAGUUGGAAGACCGUUCUUCUUGUAUCAUCUGACUUCCUCGAAGAUGACUCUGCGUGGUCACAUUUUACCACCAAAGCAGCAAUAUACUCUGCGAAUGCUCUCAUUCCUAACCGGAUACUGAUCCUACUGAUGGGUGAAGUCCAAGUACAGGACCUACCUCUGUGUCUGUUAAACGUGGUUGAAGAGGAAUUCAUAAUUCAUGUUGAUGAUUAUCCUGAGGCAAAGUUGUGGAAACAUCUGAGACAAAUUGCCAAUCUGGAACACUAAUGGCUUUAUAAUUGAUAUAAUAAUAAUAAUAGCAGAUUUGUAUUGCGCUUUUCCAUACUUGGAUAUUAUGCACAAAGCGCAGUGAGAUUUGAUCAGAAGAAAGCUUGGCGGAAAAGAUGGGUUUUGAUAGCUGUUUUGAAGGCAGAACAGGUUUGACACUGGCGAACAUCAAGGGGAAGAUUGUUCCAGGCAGGGGCUGCAGCAUAUGCAAACGAUUUCUUCCCAUAACUAGAGAGUUUCACUUUUGGAACAAUAAACAGAUGUUUGAAUUCAGACCGAAGGGUUCUGCUGGGACAGUACAAUGGAAGUGAGUCACAGAGAUACUGUGGGGCUGUUUGAGAGUAGCAUUGGAAUGCCAGAUAAAGGAGCUUAAAGUCGAUUCGUUGUUUUACUGGAAGCCAGUGGAGUUCUUGGAGGAUGGGUGUGAUGUGGUUCGACAUGGGUGAC